Liolophura sinensis is the source of this 11776-nucleotide messenger RNA. RefSeq names its product myosin light chain kinase, smooth muscle-like. The record is from RefSeq and is a predicted model, not a curated record. Gene Ontology annotation, biological process: protein phosphorylation. The coding region runs from base 862 to 10023 and encodes 3053 amino acids. Lineage: Eukaryota; Metazoa; Mollusca; Polyplacophora; Chitonida; Chitonidae. Gene Ontology annotation, molecular function: protein kinase activity; protein binding; ATP binding. The transcript is spliced from 25 exons.
UUUUACCUGACUGCUUAAGGUGAUCAGAUGUUUUAACUUAUACCAGUCCGUUCAGGUGUGUUUACCUGUGCCUCUGUUAUACCUGACUCCUCUGCGGACAAUUGCACUUGUAGAGAAAACCCUUGAUCCAGGAAUAACUCUAAUUACAAGCUGAGGAGAAUUUCAACUCGACAUCGCUGUAUAAGUCCAGGUAUCUCAAUCUAUUCUUCUUGCGUAUAAUUGACAUUUUUUCUUGAGGAGCGUUUCAUUCCCGCCUGCCGUCUCAUGUACCUGUGUUUAAGGACCCUUUUAAUAGGAGUGUGUUGAUUACUUAGGCUAUCACAGCCGACAUUUUCACCUGAGACUUCUCCAGGUAAUGAGGAAGCCUUAGCUAAAGGCUGUCAGAGCUACCUAAAUGAGAAGAACAGGUUGGUCAACUGCAGAUACAUUCCUGACUACAGCUGUCAUACAUGCUGGGAGCUGUUGACUCCAAUGAUACUUAAGUAGAUAAUUGACAUAUCGUCACUAUCAUGAAUUUGUUAUGCCCGGGGAGACAAUACAGCAAAGCUUCAGGUAAACAGUGGAUUUCACCUGUGAGCUCAGGUAACUGAGAGGGUUGAUUACAGGUACGCUGACUCACCCGUGUUACCAACCAAUGGUUGUAAGUAAAUGUCAAACAGCGUCAAGAUCUGUCGUGAUCUUUCAAAUCCGUCCGUUUUCUCACAAGACUUGCGACCUGACCAGGAUGGUUCCCAGGACCCUGUGAGUAAGGAAGAGCAUCGUGAGGGUGAACCAGAGCGGGGCUGAUCAAGGAGAUUCUCAGCAUCCCCUAGGGCAGAGGUGGACAUAGCAGGGAGUUCAGCAGAUGUUGACACCGUCACAAUGAUAGGAUCCGAUCGAAGGCGCACCAAAGCACGUCAGCAAAGUCAGGAUGUCAAAUCUGACACCAUGGGCGAAAAUUCUCAGCUGACAGAACAUGUCCGCCACAGACGUGGUAGACAGGAAGCUGUUGUCAGUGACAGCAGCUCUGCACAUAGUGACAGCAGUUCCAAUUUGGAGGACAGUUACUCUAAAACUUACAAACUCUCCGAAAAUGACUUAGGAUAUCAUUUGGAGGAAAUCCCUUCCAGAAAGUUAAAGCUUUCCCAAGAAGAGCCAUUUUACAUGGGUCACUCUGAAGAUGUCCACUCAACCAAGGAAGAUGUGGUUGACAGUGACCUUGGGAAGUACUCCACCAAGGUCAACAAAGUGCCAUCUGGUGUCAUGAGGUUAGCACAUCGUCAUGGUAAUCGACUAUCCACAUCAAACACUAACCUUGAGAAAAGUGGACUUGACCCUAGGGUCUACAUUCCAGCGGGGAGAGUGAGUUCACGACAGUCAGCCUUUGAGGAGAAGGUAAAUAGCAGCAGUUCACCCAGCAGACCUACCCUGACUCGAUCCAAUUCCAAGCCCCUUACAGCCGACAGUGUGAAAUUCAGACGUAAUCUUGAGGCCUGGGGUGAACGAUCUGAGCUACAGCACAAGAGUCAGAAGUGUGAAAGCAUUGCAGAUUUACGCACAGUAGAUCUCUCGCGUCAAAACCGAUCAGGCAGUCAAAGUUUUGUUGAUGCCAAACUAAGUUCUGCCAAAUCCAGUGCGACCUUGAACAGAACAGUGAAUCUCAAGGCAGAUGUUGGAGGACUCGUUAGUCGCUGGGAAUCACGGCAGACAUUCACAGAAGAUGAUAAAAUCUCUUCUUUGAAGACACCAUCAGGAGUUGUUGUCACCAGUCACUCACUCAGCAUUCCUAUUGUGACACGACCAGUUUCGGAAAUUCGUCAGCGGAUUCAGCCAAAAUCGACCCCAGCUCCACAACGCACCGUUCUUGGCAAACCUGGAUUUAGCGAUGUUAGAAAACAGUGGGAAUCCCAGUCUUCAGAUUUGGAUGUGAAACUGAUGCGCAGUCGAAGCAAAUCUCCUCUACGUACAUCUCGAUCUCGAAGCAGUUCGGAGAUUUCAAAGAAAAUGGUGUCACGGUCACAGGGGUCAGAAGAUGUUACCUCCACAGCCAAAACCGGUGUUGCCAACAGCGUGGAGGAUUACAACAUUGGUCAGCUAAAACGAUCAAAAUCCAGUGAAUGUGAAAAGGAUAAAAUAUCCCGAACAAAUAAAUGUGACAGUGAUGUUCCUGUUCAGAGUGACAUUGGCAAUGUCAAGUGUGACAGUGAUAUCUCUAUUCCCAGUGACGCUGGCAAUGCUAAGUGUGACAGCGAUUCUGGAAAUAUCUCUGUGGAUAGUGAUUUGGUGAGUAUAUCCACCGACAGUGAGGUAGUGAGUAACCCAGUGGAAAAUGAGUUUGUAAAUAACAACAUUGACAGUGAGUUUGUGGUGGACAGAACUGAAAAUGAGUUUGUGAUCGACAAAACUGAAGAUGAUUUUGAAACGAGCAAAGUUGAAAAGGAGUCUCCUAUGAUUGGCAAAACUGAGAAUGAUGUAAGACCUGUUGGAGUGGAUUUUAAUGUAGUGAAUAAAUCUGUUGACAGCGGAUUUGUGAAUAUGUCCUCCGAUGUAGAGAGCUUUGACAAUAAGUGUGAUCAUAAUGAUACUGAAGUCUCCAGAAACAAUGACUCUAUGAACAAAAGACGUAAAAACAUAGCAGAACGAGAAAAAAUAGAAAGAGGUCAGCAGAUACAUCAGGAAAAUCAUGUUUCAACUAAAGAGUCGGUUGGGAAAAAAAUUAACAGGAAAUUUGGCUAUGGGAGUUAUGAUGAUGACAAAGUGAACAGUGUCGCUGAUCAGAAAGAGGCUUUCGUAGACAAUGUUUCUGAUAGGAAAUCUAGGAGUACUAUCAAGCCGAUGAAUCUAGAAAUAGAGACGUCUGAAAAAGAGUCUGUCGGUAAAAAAAUUAACAGAGCGUUUGGCAGAAAGUUUAGAGAAAGAUAUGAAAGUAGUGAAUUAGAUAAUGAAAUGUGGAAUGUAGAUGUGGAGUCAGAAGAUAGUGUAGAAUUAAGAAAUAAAGCAAGUAACAGACAUGACAGUGAUGCAGACAGCAAAGAGUCAAUGGGAAAAGAGUCAGUGGGCAAAGCAGUUAACACUACAGUAAAUGAUAAACCACAUAGUGAAUUUGAAAAUAAGGAAAUGGACAAUAAAAAUUUACACAGAGACUAUUUUGAAGAACCCAAGCCUGGUGGAGAAAAAGGGAAAAUAAAUCCAGAUAGGAAAAUGGGGAAUGCUGUUUCCAGGAGAGAUAGGGGAUAUGAUAAAGCAGAUAGGGAAAUAGGGAAUGCUGUUUCCAGUAGAGAUAGGGGAAAUGAUAAAGCAGAUAGGGAAAUAGGGAAUGCUGUUUCCAGGAGAGAUAGAGGAAAUAAUAAAGCAGAUAGGGAAAUAGGGAAGGGUGAAGUUAUUAUGGAAGAGAGAAACGAAAACUCAAAUAGUGAUGCAGAAACCAAAAACCGAUUACCAGCUGUUGUGGAAAAUAGUAAGGCAAGUAAAGAUUUGGUGAGAGAAAACAAUGACAUUUUCGUAGCUGAGAGGCGAAAAGAGGUAGAAUCAGACAGUGCUGACUUUGGUGCUGACAGGAAAUUAGCAAAUGUUGGAGCUGAGAGUAAAGUAGUGGAAUUCAAGUGUAACACUGACAAUGUACAUCUGAAUGAUUCAUACAAUGGAGGAGGAGUUAAACACAGAUUUGAAGAAAAACUAGGACGAAAAAAUGUGGUCAUGGAGGAAAACUCGCGUCAUGCUAGAAAUGGCCGAGAUUCGACCACCAUUCCGCCAGUGAUGGCGCAGCUAAAUAAAAGUGUGCAUAGCACGGAAAAAAAAAGAGACACCAUUCUUCAAAAGCUCGAGGACAAUGAUGAUGAUGCAAAGACUAGCAACCGUAAAGUGAUACAGAAAAUCGGAUUUAAGGACAUACGUAAUCGCUGGGAGGACAAAAGUCUUAGGGAAACAGCGCCUUCUGUGAAACAGCAGGCACAGGGAGAUGAAUCUGCAGUUCGUAUGAGAGCCGAUAUGAAAAAUAGCAAAACCAUAAAGUCCGCUCCGCCUGUCAAGCCGAAGCCUAGGGGAAGGGAAUGUAGUAGUGCGGAUUCUGCUGAACAUGAACCCAUGAACUCCCAUGAACCCUCUACGCCAACAGCCAGUUGUCAUGAAGACCAAUUACAGAGUGACCAAUCUGAAAGACACCCAGAAACUUCAAGUUCGUCAAGCGACGAAUCUGGAUGUGAAGAUCAUGAUGAGGUGUUUGCUCAAAGUCUUGAAGAAGACAAAUCUGUGUCGAAUAAAUCAGUAGACAUUAGUUCCAAGGAGAAAAAAAAUAAGUCUUCUCCAGCUGUGACCUGCACAACUGUGCAUGCAAAGGUCAUUAAAAUAGAACCUGAUAGUCCUGCAGGUGCAAAGACAGAAAAGGGAAAACCAUUGUCUCGUUCAAACAGUGGUACCUGGUCUGCUAAAAAGUGUGUAACAUACACAGCCAAGGUGACCUACACACAAAAGGUUGUUAAUCACCGUGACAACAAAGGUCAAAGGUCUCAAGAUACCAGUGCAUCAUCUUUGAAGAAAUUUUCACGGCAAUCAUCAGAAACAUCUGCUUCAAAGACAGAAAAGAACGUCCAAGAUUCAAUGGCAAAUAAUUCAGUCGAAAAUUCAGAGAAAUCAAAAGCCCGAAAUCGAACCACUGUCGGAUCAAGUCCAUCCAAUCAGCGUGGAUCUCCUGCAAGGCACGGUGGACCUCCUGCAAGGCAUGGUGGACCUCUGGUCAAGUCGGUGGAUACGACAUCACCCACAGACAGAGGAAUGAAACUGAGGCUCCCAAAGUCACCAAGCCUGUCUGGAAGUCGACACUCAAGGUCAAAUAUUUUGUCUCCAACAAGUCCAACAGCUUCAAGGUCAAAGCAUACGAAGGGCUGUGCACCAGAACUGGUUAAAACCAGACAAAAUUUGCGCUCCACAAAGUCAAGCAGUGAAGAUGGAUCUAAGCAAGUUGAACAUAACCCCAGCUCGGAGAAAACUGAAAGGACAAGGAAAGAGAGAAAUGUGCCAAGUGUCUUUGAGAGAUUACACAGCAAUUUACCUGCACGGAAAUCAUUAAGUGUACGGGAUUUGCGUGAGAAGGAACCCUCCAAUGUGAAGCUACAAAAAUCUCCCUCCAGAUCUUCUCUUCGGGGUUCUUUUAGGUCAUCAAAGUCGAAAAGACUCUCAGAAGAUGGGGUAUCUGGGAAAAGGCUUUCAUCUGGUAGUCAGGCAGAUGAAAAGUUGAGUAGUUCACAAGUUGAUGUUAGAUCUGCACUUAACAAGUCUGCUGACAUAUCCCUGGAUAUUCCUAGUGAUGAAAAUGUGAUGAAUGUUCUGUCCAAUAGUGUUGAAAAUUCAGUGGAUCCUGCUUCAGAAAGGUUGAGGGAUACCACUGAAAACUCAUUGAAUAGUCAGUUGGGGGAAAAUAUAUCAGAUGAAAGUAGGUGUGGUGAAGUCUCAAAUGAUACUCAUUACGAUGUUAAUCAUUGUGAUGAAAAAGUGACAAGUGAAAAAUUGGGUAGAAAUACUGACAGCCCUGUUGCUAAAUCUGCUGCUUCCAGCAGAAGGUCAAGACGACCAUUUCACGAAUCUGUCAAUCAAGAAAAUGCCAUAACCAAUCAAACUGAGCCUUCUGAAAAUGAAAAUGAGGUUCAUAUUAGACGUGCUAGGGGAAGAAUUUCAUCGAAAGAUACGGAUUUACCAAACAGCACGCAGCAACAGGAUGAGACACCUGUUGUUCGAGAACGUCGUUCGAGACGCAUAAUGGAAACAGGUGGACGAAGCCGAUCAACUAACGGAUCCAUUGCAUCUACAUCCAGUAGCACAGAUCUCCCACGAGGUUCUCGCUCCACAGAAGGAGGGAAACAAAACCAAGGAUACCAACAAAAAAUUGUGAACAUAGACUUUGCCAGUGAACAAAGCAGCCUCCCUCAGAAUGGCAGCGAUCAAGCUUCCAAGGUGGCAGAAUCUAGUCCAGCAAAGCCCAAGGUCAGGGAGGUCCCACCAGAGUUCAUCAUCAAACCCAGAAGACAGUUGGGGGAUGAAGGAGAAACUGCCAGGUUCAAGGCUUCAUUUGAUGGUAGUCCAGAGCCAGAGUUAUCCUGGGAAUUCAAGGGGAAAGCUCUGGCAAACGGCAGCAAGUAUAAGAUUUAUAAAAAGGACGACUUCCAUUUCCUGGAAGUCCAGUCAUUGGUUAUGGAAGAUGCUGGAAAAUAUACCUGCUUUAUUCGUAACUCGGCAGGUGAAGCCUCAAUGGCAGCCAACCUGGAAGUCUUUGAAAAUCCCAAAUCUACCAAAUCCAAGUCCUCUCCGCCUGUUUUUGAGACAGAACUGAAAGAUGUGGUUGCUAAAGAAGGAGACAGAAAUGUCUGCUUGGAGUGCAGGGUGAAAGCUGCUCACGACUGUGAAGUGAAGUGGUAUUGUGACGGAGAGUUAUUAAAAUCUGGAAGAGACUUCCGUCUUGGUUUUGAUGGAAGUUGGGCAAAAUUACAUUUUUACGACUUAAAAGCUGAUUUUGGAGGCUGUUACGAAUGUGUCGUGAAAAAUGCUGGUGGAGCAGCCAAAUCAUCGGCUACUCUUACAGUUGAAGCGGCACUCCCGAAGUCUUUCCCACCAAAAUUCACCCAACAACUGAGAAGUCAAACAUUGGAGGAUGGCCAAAGGUUGAUUUUCCAUGCCAUUGUGACAGGUUCUCCGCAGCCAUCAAUAAAAUGGUUCCGUAACUCCCGUGAAAUUACUGCCACGGAAGAUGUCAUGAUCUCAUUUGACGGAGCAAAUGCCAAACUUCAGAUUGAGGAUGUCUUACCAGAAGACAGCGCAGAUUUCAUGUGCUUGGCUCAGAAUGAGGCUGGAGAAGCCCGAACUAAAGCUACCCUGACAGUCAUGGCCAAUGAAUCUGCUGCCCCGUCUGAGGUUCGCAAGGAGGCCCCUCGAUUUUUGAGAGAAUUGAAAAACAUUGAAGUGAAGGACGGAGAACGUGUGGAGAUGGUUGUUGAAGUCGAAGGUACCCCUCCCAUAGACGUAGUCUGGGUGCGAAACAACAAGGAAAUUCCUGCGAAUAGCCCCGACUUUGUACAAACUUCGAAAGGCAAUGUUCACAGGCUAGUCAUAGAGGAAGUGUUCCCAGAGGACUCUGGGACUUAUUCCUGUGAGAUUUACAACGAUUUUGGUGAUACUGACUCACAAUGUAAACUCACUGUCCAAGAUGCCGGAGAAGCUCACAGUGCCCCUGAGUUCAUUGUAAAGCCGAAAACUGUCCAGACAGAGGAAGGCUGCCCCGUGACCUUCAGCUGUCAGGUCAAGGGUAACCCCACCCCCACAGUAGAGUGGGAGAUAAACGGGAAAGCUGUGGUUCCUGGGAGGAGAGUCCGGGUGAGCCAGCAGGGAGAAGAUCACCGAUUGGAUAUUCCUCAUAGCAUAUGCGGUGACUCGGGCAGAUACACCUGUGUGGUGUCCAACUCGGAAGGCACCAUCACUCACACAGCAUCGCUGAAUGUGACACCGACAGCUAGCACCGACUCACAAGAACAGACAGACUUCAGAUCUGUGCUGAAAUCAAGGCCAGGGCUGGCGAGUAUUGGAUCUCAAGACAGCACAGAAUCAAUCCAGUCCGUCCAAUCAGAAAAAUCGGACAAGGGCGAAGUGGAACAGCAUGACUUCCGUAAAGUCCUGACACGCCCAGUUGAAACCAAACGACGACCAAAGUUCAAAACCCUUCUGCAAGAUCAGAAAACAAAAGAGGGAGGGGAGGUCACUCUUGAAUGUGAAGUCAAAGGAGUUCCUCCGGCAACCAUUUCUUGGUCUGUAGGCGGGAGGCCAAUAAAGGAAUCCAAAUACUUCAGGAUGAGUUAUGAAGACAACAUUGCCCAUCUGCUCAUCGCUGAGGCUUAUCCAGAGGAUGAGGGCGAGUACACCUGCACAGCCGAGAACGUCGCAGGCUCCGCCUCUUGCUCUUGUGACCUCUAUGUCGAAGAAGCGGCUUCUGAUAGCGAUGGUAAACUGAACACCACAAAGUCAUCAGACCAGGUGGAGGCUCCUAAAAUCAUUGAAUUUGAACCUGUCAACAUCUCCAUCAAGAAGGGAAAGACGGUGAAAAUCAGAAGUCGAUUUUCUGGUGAACCAGCUCCUAAGAUAAUGUGGUUCCAUAACAAGUCCUCACUUAAAGCAGAUAACCGUGUAAAAAUUGAAACCAGACGUGACGUUUCUACGGUGACUGUCACAGACAUCCUACCCAGCGAUGGAGGGAAAUAUAUCCUGGUGAUUGAAAACAUUGCAGGAUCACAAGACGCCGUUGCCUCUGUUAAUGUGGAAGAUGUGCCUAAUCCACCCGCUGGCAAACCCCAUGUGUCUUCUGUGACCAAAACGUCCAUUAUUUUGACUUGGUAUGGUCCAGCAUAUGAUGGAGGUAGUCAGAUCACAAACUACAGAGUGGAAAUGUGCAAGUGUAAAGAUCAGAUGUGGAAAACACUGACAUCCACCUGUAAGAACACAAGUUACCAGGCUAUCAACCUAACCCCUGACACGGAGUAUCAGUUCCGUAUUAGUGCCGGGAACAAACAUGGCCUCAGUGACGCUGGUCAGGUGUCUGAGCCCGUUGUAACGACAGAAAAUUACGAGCCCAAAUCAGAGCCCGAGUCAGAAGAUAUAAUACCAAGCUUAUUACUCGCCUAUGACGAGAAAGAUGAGCUUCCAUUCGAACCUCGCGACGUCAAAGUCAGGACUGACACAUUGUUUGAGGAUGAGUACGAGCUUAAAGAAGAACUGGGAAAAGGAAAAUUUGGCAACGUCCAUCGUUGCAUUGAGAAGAACUCCAACUUGUGCUGGGCGGCCAAAAUCAUCAAGUGUCGCGACAAAGAAAAGCCGACUAUUCGCCAGGAGAUUCAGGUGAUGAAUUCAUUGAGGCAUCCCAAACUGCUGAUGUUGUGGGACGCCUUCGAGAGCCCCAAAACCAUGGUCCUAGUCAUGGAAUACAUCGCUGGUGGAGAAUUGUUCGAGCGUAUCAUCGACGAUGAUUUUAUGCUGACAGAACGCGACUGCGUACACUUCAUGCGCCAGAUUUGCGAUGGGGUUUGCUACAUGCAUGAUCACAAUAUUCUCCAUCUUGACCUUAAGCCCGAGAACAUCCUGUGUAUUUCCCCGAGCUCAAACCAAAUUAAAAUCAUUGACUUUGGAUUGGCAAGGCCUUACCAUCCAGGGGAGAGCACCAAAGUCAUGCUAGGCACGCCAGAGUUCAUUGCCCCUGAAGUUAUAAACUACGAUGAAAUAGGCUUUACCACCGACAUGUGGAGUUUAGGCGUCGUCUGCUAUGUACUCUUGUCUGGGUUAUCUCCCUUCCUUGGUGACAGCGACCCAGAAACUCUAGUCAACGUAACUCUUGGAGAGUUUGACUUCGAUGAUGACUCCUUCAAUGACAUUUCAGAUGAUGCAAAAAAUUUCAUCGAGAGACUGGUGUUGAAAAACAAAGAAAAACGAAUGACAGUACAUCAAUGUUUGAAGCACAAAUGGCUGGCACAGGACGUGAAGCGGCUUCGUCUGAAGCGCCUCAACACGCGUAACCUGAAGCAGUUCAUGGCGAGACGCAAAUGGCAGGUGGAUCAAAUGCAGGAGAAUUUCCGCAAACUGCGAGAGGACCAUGCAGACGACAGCGAUUCUGAAAUCGAGACAAAACGCCGCACUUUGACAUCAGCGCACUCUAAGGACUCUGGUAUUGACACCUAUAAGGACAAGGACUCGUACAGUUCAAUGACGGACUUGUCCGCUGGUGGAGGAGCACUGGAAUUCCUUCAGCAAAUGGAGGACAUGGAAGUUGUCAGUGGCGACGUGGUUCUCUUCAAAGUGUGCGUGACAGGAAGACCCGAACCGACCAUCACCUGGUUUAAAGGCAAAUCCGAGAUCACCCCUAGCCGACGCUGCAUAAUGGACUCUACCGACGGUGGUGAGCACACGUUGAAAAUCAAAGACGUUACGCCUGAAGACGCCGGCGAGUACAAAUGCUCUGCGGUAAACGCGACAAGUCAAGUGAUGUGCGCUGCCAAUAUGACGGUGGUCAGCAUUUAGACGUGUAAAUAAUAAGACACCCAUGAUAAGAACGACCUCGGGCUAAACGCCUUGGAGGCCUGUUCAUAUUUAAAUUUUUAUGAAAUAAUUUAAUGUAUUAUAUUUGAAGUCACAGUCUCGGUGGUAUAGUGGGCAAUACGAUAAUAUGCAAAUAUGGAUGUGUUCAACAGAAAGAUUGCCUGUUAAAAUGUUGUGUUUUUUUUUUUCCUAUUUUGGAGACGGAGAACAUACCUUAUGUUUGUAGACUUCCAAGAUAAUUGAAUCUAAACUGUGAUAACGACUUGAUUGGUCAGUUGAUUCUGGCCAAUGAGUGAAGACUUGGCCCACCGGAUGUGUCUCAUGAUUCACAAGGACAAAUUCUAUUGGUGCUUAUUUGCAAAACCGGGGGUGGGAGUUUAACAUGUAAAGUCUCAUUAAAGGGAGAAAACCUUGCAUAAAAGGGAAGUAACCCUGUCAACGAAAGUGCCUUUCGGUUUUUACCCUCACAAGUGACACCCCAUAUUUUGUCGAUACCUGAAAAACUUUGUGUGUUCAUGUCAGGCUUUUGAAUGUAUCUUUUUAUCCAUUUUUUUUUUACUUUUUGAAACAUUUUUUUAAUAUUGAUCUAUGCAAUCUUCUCUUAUUGACUCUAGCUAGUGAUGUGGAUGGUAGCUUGAAGUGACUCUUUCUGUGUAAAUGUUACUGUACGGUGUAGGAAACAACCCCAUUUUUCUUAACCUUUUUUUUUAAAUCCCAACAGUUCGUGUGUGCCAUGCGUGUUGCCAUGGAUACUCCAAACAUGUCGAGACGCUUAGAUCUUGUCAGGACUUGCCCCAACGUGCUAAGCUGUAAUGUAGAUGAAAAACUGUAGAAAAAAAAAAUGUCCAAACGUUGAGGAUUUCCUGGCAACAUCGAAUGUUAACAACUUUUCGAAACAGACCCUCAAAUUUGACACCCUGACUUGUCACGGCAUAGUUUGGAUUGGUUCAUGGCAUCGUCGCAAUUUCCCCUGGCGAUCUGCUCGCGCAGUCGCAAUAUCUGCCCACAGCUAUACUGCGCAAUAAAGCUGCAGAUGGAUUUGUCAUCCUGGUUUUCUUUUUUUUUUUGCUUUUUGGGGUUUUGUUUUUUUAUUUUUUUUAUUGAAAAAAAGGCAAAAAUUUUGUAGAUAUUUUGUGAGAUCUGUAUAUGUUAAGUUGUAGUAAUUUAAUGAUGUUAGUUGUUAUUCCGUCGAGGAAAUUUCACAAUACUGUGAUCAGAUAUUAUAGGCCUUUUAUCCCGUCUAAUAUAAUAGUAAUAAUAAUAAUAAAAUUUUGUUUUAUAUAUUUAUAUAUAUAUAUAUGUAAACCGCAAAUAUAAGGUUGUGGAUAUUAACAAUACAUUUUAAGCAUAAAUGUUCAACUGUAGUCACCGGAUACGCUACGCUUUGGAUUGCCUCUCCUCUUGAGGAUUUCUGCUUUUUGUGGUAAAAUUUAAAAUAUUAUUACUCCCGUUUUUUUUUUUCACUUUUUUUUGAUGUUUGUUUUAAACCGGGCACUGUGAAAGACCGUCAUAGCAGCAUCUUAUGUUCCGUGAAGUGUUUAUACACUAUAUAGACUUUUUUUUUUUUUUAACUAUUCAAUUUUAUAUUUUAAUUUUCUAUGGAGUUUUACAUGUUUGUCGCAUUGUGGUUGUGUUCACUAGUGUAGAAUUUACCCAGGUCUUCACAUGCCCGGCAUCUGCUUGUUUCUUACACUGUACAUCGUCCUCUAGCAAAAAUAAAUGCAUUAUUGCUUUA